Messenger RNA from Brienomyrus brachyistius, 4806 nucleotides. RefSeq names its product tripartite motif-containing protein 16-like. The transcript is spliced from 6 exons. NCBI's taxonomy places the organism in Eukaryota, Metazoa, Chordata, Actinopteri, Osteoglossiformes, Mormyridae. The record is from RefSeq and is a predicted model, not a curated record. The coding region runs from base 32 to 1687 and encodes 551 amino acids. Gene Ontology annotation, molecular function: zinc ion binding; protein binding.
GAAACUGAAUCCUAUCAGGAUCUGUGGUAAAAUGGCAGAAGCCAGCUCAGCACUGGAUGUGAACCAGUUCAGCUGCCCAAUCUGUCUGGAUCUACUGAAGAAUCCAGUGACUACAGCUUGUGGACACAGUUAUUGUAUGAGCUGCAUUAAGGACUGCUGGGAUCAGGAGGAUCAUGCUGGAGUUUACAGCUGCCCCCAGUGCAGACAGACCUUCACACCCAGACCUGUUCUGGCCAGAAACACCAUACUGGCUGAGGUGGUGGAGAAACUGAAGAUGACUGGACUACAAGCAGCUGCAUCUGCUGACCAUUUUGCUGGACCUGGAGAUGUGGAGUGUGAUGUCUGUACUGAGAGAAAACACAAAGCUGUCAAGUCCUGCCUGGUGUGUCUGGCUUCCUACUGUGAAACUGACCUGCAGCUUCACAAUAAACUCCACAGUGCAAAACAGCACAAGCUCAUUGAUGCCAUCAGCCGUUUGCAGGACAAGGUCUGCUCGCACCAUGACAAACUCCUGGAGAUCUACUGCCGUACCGACCAGCAGUGUAUCUGUUAUCUCUGUACAAAGGAUGAACACAGAAGCCAUGAUACAGUCUCAGCUGCUGCAGGAAGAGCAGAGAUACAGGAACAAAUGGGCGAAGCGCAUAAGAAAAGUCAGCAGAGAAUUCAGAUGAGAGAGAAGGAGCUGCAGGAGCUGAGAGAGGCUGUGGGCUCAAUCACGAGCUCAGCACAGUCAGCAGUACAGGACAGUGCGUGGAUCUUCGCUAAGAUGAUCCGCUUCAUUGAGAGAAAACGCUCUGAGGUGAUACAGCUGAUCAGAGAUCAGGAAAAGGCUGCAGUGAGUCAGGCUGAAGGACACAUGGAGAUACUGAAGCAGGAGAUUGAUGAACUGAAGAGGAGACACUCUGAGCUGGAGCAGCUUCCACACACAGAGGAUCACAUCCAUUUUCUCCAGAGGUGCCAGGGUCUUACUGUUGUCCCUGAAGCUGGAUUUGGACCCAGAAUCUCUGUCUAUCCAUACUGCUCUUUUGAGAACGCGAGGAAGGUGGUUUCUGAACUGAAGGAUCAACUGGAGGAUGUUUGUGAAAAGAAAACGACAGAGAUUCAUCAUGCAGUUACCAAAGACACCAUCCUACCAGUAUUAGUGCCCAGGACCAGAGCAGAAUUCUUACCAUAUUCCUGUCGGCUCACUCUGGACCCCAACACAGCAAACAGAAACCUUCAUCUGUCUGAGGGGAACAGAGUGGUGACAUGGAAGACAGAGAUACAGUCAUAUCCUGAUCACCAGCAGAGGUUUGACUCACGCCUCUAUGUGCUGUGUACAGAGGGUCUGACUGGGUGCUGCUACUGGGAGGUAGAAUGGAGUGGUAGUUCGGUCCGUAUAGCUGUCACAUAUAAAGGGAUCAGCAGGAAAGGAUGGGAUGACGACAGCUGGUUUGGAUUCAAUGACAAGUCCUGGUGUUUGUCCUGCUCAUCCUCCAAUUACUCAUUCUGGCACAAUAAAGUAGAAACUGCAGUAUCUGGCCCCCCCUCCCCCAGGAUAGGAGUGUACCUGGAACACGGGGCAGGAACUCUGUCCUUCUACAGCGUCUCUGACACAGUGACCCUCCUGCACAGGGUCCAGACCACGUUCACUGAGCCUCUCUAUCCUGGGUUUGCUCUUUGUAACAGUACAGCCAAACUGUUCUGACUUGGUAAACAGGCGGUUGUAUGCGUCCCAUUAGAUUAACAAGUUAACUAACAUUAUAAAAUGAGACUACAAGCUGUGACUCGUUUGCAUUUUACCCAAGCGAACACUAAAACCACAUCAUCUGGGAUUAUAAAGACAGAAGCAGGUAGUGAUUGAAGAGAAGCAGAGCUCAGAGAACCAAGGUGUGUCCUUCGGCUCUGGGGAUUCCCAGGAUGGGAUUCAAGUCCAGGCAUUAUUUAGGUAGUUAGCAGCUGGAAAUGAAAUAAAAAGCAUUCAGGAUGGCAAGAAUAUUUUUAUUUUAGUUACAACAAGUAAGUAAACAGUCUAACAUCAUACAAAAAAGAAAUGUAAAAUAUCUAACAGUGACAAGAAAAUGAUGUAUGAUUUGAUUAAUAUUAAUUAGUUAUUAAUUGCUAUUAAUGUCAAUGCUUCAAAAGAAAAAAGUACUGUGGCUGGUUGAAGAAGACGACUAAUGUCUACGAAGCGCGGAACGACCUUUGUAAAAAAGUCAUCAAACUGACAACUGUGGACUCUAAAGCCAUCGACUCGCAUAUCGGGGGACAGAAGCACAAGCGUUUUGUCGACAGUCGGACAGCAACUGUCCCCAUUCAGUUGUCUGCCAGUCCUGCAAGUAUAACCUCUACAGAUAGACCUACACCCGCUUUGUUAGUGUCUCCAGAUCCUACGACAAGCAAUGCCUUCAGUACAUUCUCCUCAACCGACACACUGAAAGCAGAAGUGCUAUGGGCUUUGCAAACGGUUAGCCGACAUCACUCCUAUACGUCCAAUGAUGACAUUCACACUGUGGUGAGCAAUUUGCUGGGACACAGUUAGUAACUGUAGGAAGUUGUGGCCUACAUACCCUUCACCAGUAUUGCCAACUUAGCGACUUUGUCGCUAGAUUUAGAGACUUUUCAGACCCCCUUGAUGACUUAGUUUCAAAAAAGCGCACUUACCUGCUUCUUCUUUGCUUGAAAUACAACAAUUUAAUUUCUUAUUUAUUUUUUUUCUUCUGAUGCACUUAUAUUACUCACUGUUACAGAGCUUAAGUUCAUUCCAGUUUCUGAACUCGUCUGAGAUCGUGUACUGAGCUACAUCUGAUUCUGCGCAGUCUGCGGUUAAGGCUUUUGAGGGAGAACACUCUGAUCCGCUCAAGCUGCUGGACUGUUUAAUGAGGGUUAUAAAGUCUGUCUGCAGCAGAGUCAUUAACCCAAUGGCUAAAAUUGAUGUUCUUAAGGAACCAAUUGAUGGGCACAUUUCUCCAAAGCCAUACCGUGGCUAUUUAUUUGAGUCAAAGACAGCAUAAUUGAAACUUUCUCCUGAGGAGGAGGAUUGUGUGCGAAGGAGAUGUGUGACCUACACCAUAUCCUUAGUAAAUGAGCUAAGAUCAAGGCUCCCAGAUAAUGUGGAGAUACUGCAGCACAUGUCCUUGUUCAGUGUGGGGGAGACUCUUAAGCACAAGAAGAGCCUGACACAAAUGACAAAACCUGCAGACCUUCUAGGAUACUGCCCAGCCACAAUUGACAAAAUUAUUAAUCAGUGGAGGUCUAUUCACCUUCAGAAAUGGGAUGAAAUAACAAACACAUUGGCUUUUUGGGCUGAAGUUAAAAAAUACAGGGAUUCAGCAGUCAUAAACCCAUAUGAAGACUUGGCCCCUGCUGCAGUUUCUGUCCUCUCGCUCCCACACUCAAAUGCUGAGGUAGAAAGCCUUUUCGGUCAAAUGGGUGUCAUUAAAAACAAACUAAGGAACCGCAUGACCCUCUAGACUCUUAGCUCUAUUCUGUAUAUUAGGUGUGGUUUGAGGUUGGCCGGAGAUGCAUGCUAUGAGCACAAACUGCCAGAUGAAGUGCUGCAGCUCUUUGGCACUUCAGCGGCUUAUUCAUUUAAGUCCUGUCCUGCAGCUGGUUCUAGCUCAUCCUCUGCAUGCAAUAUCGCCCCACAGGAGGAGAGCUUUGAGAGUGUGGAUCUUGUGGAUGAUGACGAUGAAUUCCCUCUCAGCAUUCUCAUGGAGUGAUCUGUAAUCAGAAUCACAGAUUCAACAGCAAUAAAAAAGUAUCUUUUUUAAAUUGCUAUGUAAAUAUUUGUGGCACUCUUGUCUACCAGAUUAUCACAUAUAUAUAGUUUUUUAUAUAUCUAUUUAGUUAAAUUACCAUAUAAAAGUAUUUGAAUGUACUGUAGUUCAAUGCCAUUUUAUGACAAUUUCCAUUUCUUGUAUUAAAAUACUAAGUUUAUUAAAAUGCAAAGUUUUUUAGUUUUCUAAUUUUACCUUAAAUAGGCACAUUUAUGUACAAUAUAGUUAGUUUGUAAAUAAGCACAGGCUUUUUGUAAAUAUGCACAUAGUUCGUUAGUAAAGUGCAAAACCUUAUAAAUAUGCACGUAGUUCAUUUGUAAAUGUGCACAUAGUUCGUUUGUAAAUUUACAAAUAAGCCUAAUUCAGGUUUAUCCACUAUGGGUCAGAUUAUCCUAAUCAUUCCUGAAUAUCAUACACUGUGUGAGAGAAUAAAGAAAGCAUUCUGUGGCAUAAAUUAUAUCUAUUUUCAUUUUACUUGUAAAUAUAACUGAUAAUAUCACAACACAUAUGCUGUCUUUAACUUACCUACAGUAGUGAUUUUGUCCAACGCAGCUAUAAAUCCGGAUUCCGGAAUUAUUUCAUUGCAGAGGAUGUAACUGCUGGUUAAUAAGUUCCGUUGUGUUGUCUGACAGAAAAUAUGUAACGUAAUUGAUCAACAGCUUUAUAUUGGACACGUGAGGAAGGAUUAGGGAAAACACGCAGAAUGCAAAUACGACGCAAUUACGGCUUCAAUAUGCAAAUAUACGCAUGACGUCAUCUAGCGACAUUUGCCGACUUUUCGAGCAGGCUUUAGCUACUUUCCAUUGAAAAUAAUUGGCAACACUGCCCUUCACAACUCAUUCAAGACUGGUUUUGAAGUGUGGAUGUUGGAGAAAGUGCUCAAAGCACAUUUUCUUUUCCACUCUGCACCAGCCAGAAGAGAGGACUUCACAGCUGCAAUAUCAUCCUCAAGAUUCCCUUUACCUUUCUGUGGCCAACGGUGGCUCGAAAAUUUACCAGCUGUCGAACGAGCAUUGGAAGUCUGACCCUCUAUUGUGAAAUAUGUGGA